Molecule: messenger RNA, 2680 nt
Organism: Pocillopora verrucosa
Lineage: Eukaryota; Metazoa; Cnidaria; Anthozoa; Scleractinia; Pocilloporidae
Product: cAMP and cAMP-inhibited cGMP 3',5'-cyclic phosphodiesterase 10A
Biological process (GO): signal transduction; negative regulation of receptor guanylyl cyclase signaling pathway
Molecular function (GO): 3',5'-cGMP-stimulated cyclic-nucleotide phosphodiesterase activity; protein binding
Source: RefSeq, a predicted model, not a curated record
AGAAUCAGCACGCGCGCGCACGCCGUAGUCUAAAUUUCCGUCAGAUGACGAUUCGUGCGACGUAAACAGUGGAUGGUAGAGGGAAUGGCUUUGGAGCGCGUUUCAGUUGCGGUGUUUUUUUAUCAUUUCCCAGCAAAUGUUCAAGCUUGGAAGGACAAUGUCGUCGCCUACAAAGCAAGUUAGUAUCCGAAGGUUGCCGCCGCUUCCGAAUCAGUUAACACAGAGGAACAUAAGAGAAACUGUCAACUCGAAUAAUGAAAAUCACGCCGGAGGCAGCAUUAAAACAAAACCUUCCGGAGUUCUCUCCGAAAUGCGUGUCAAAGAAUACCUUUUAGCCAACCCACAAGUGUUGGAGGAUUUUAUCAUGGCAGAUAUAAGCCAAGAGCAGCUCGAGAGAUGGCUGAUCCGAAAGACACAAUCCACAGAACACAUUAAAGGGGAAGCUGUGAGAACAUCUCUCUCCAAAUGGAAGUUUUGUGUUCAUACCGACAAGCGCAAAAUGCUCCAGCAACUGACGAAAGACAUCAAUCAACAGCCAAAAAAAGUCAGAGUUAUGCACGAGCUCGUCAAAAGCGUAGCUGCAGCCACUCAUGCAAACGUACAUUCACUUUACCUGGUGGACAAAAAUGGAAGGGACAUUUAUCUGUAUUCAGAGAACAAGCCGAGAUCCCGGUCUCUUUGUCGUCAGAAAAUUGGAUGUGGUGGCACGAUUGCGGCUUAUGUCGCUGAGACGGGUCAAAGGCUUUAUGUUAAAGAUAUUCUCGGGGACGAGAGAUUUCCCAAAGGAAUUGGUAUUGAAGACAGCACAGCCCAGUCUGUAUUGUGUCAGCCUAUUGUACAAGCCGAUGGAACUAUAGUUGGUAUUGUCGAAUUGGUAAAAAAACUUGGCAACCCAUCAUUUGAACGGGAAGACGAGGAGAUCGUUAAUAGUUAUCUUGCCUGGGGUAGUAUAGCUAUUCAUCAUGCUGAGAUUUCAAAACAAAUGCAAAAGCAAAAAGAUCUAAAUAGUUUCCUGUUGAAUGUUGUAAGAUCCAUUUUUGACGAAGUUAGUACUAUGGAUGUGGUAAUUGAAAAAAUAAUGGCUUUUGCCAAGCGGUUAGUUAAUGCUGAUCGCUGCGCGCUCUUCAUGGUGGACGCCAAAUCCAAUGAGUUAUACGCCAAUCUGUUCGACGAGGGAGACGAGGAUGGUUUAGGGUACAAAUUUAGAAACGGAGCAGAAAUAAGAUUUCCUAUCAAUAAAGGCAUCGCCGGCUUUGCUGCUAGUACAUCAGAAACUGUGAACAUCAGCGACCCAUACCGUGAUACGAGAUUCAACCGUGAAGUGGACAUAAAGACGGGCUAUAUAACAAAAUCCAUUCUGUGUGUCCCCGUUAGUUGCAAAGGAAGUGUAAUUGGUGUCGUUCAGAUGGUAAACAGUAAAAGAGGAUUUUUCUCAAAUGAAGAUGCCAGAGCAUUUGAGUUAUUUGCUGGUUACUGUGGACUGGCUCUGCAUUACAGUCAGAUGUACGGUCAGCUCUUCAGAGGGCAACAGAAGCACCAAGUGGCACUAGAAGUUCUUACAUAUCACUGCUGCGUAUCAGAAAAAGAAACUGAACUAUGGCUUGCCUCAGCGACCUCCUGCAGUUUGCCAAAUGAUUUUUAUAGCAAUGAAUUCAAUGUAUAUCAAAAUGACGACGAACUAACAAACUAUUUCAUUAUUAUGACAAACGAGUUCUUCCAAGAGUGCAACGUCAGACUUGAUAUGGAGACACUCGUUCGUUUUACCUUGACUGUGAGGAAGGGUUAUCGUGGUGUGGCAUACCACAACUGGGGGCAUGCGUUUGCUGUGGCUCACAGCAUGUGUGUCCUCAUGAAAAUGGCCUCCGAGGUGUUUACUUGGGAAGAGAAAAUUGCGUUAUAUCUUGCGAGUAUCAUACACGACAUCGAUCAUCGUGGUUACAACAAUGCUUUCAUGAUCAAGAACAAAUCCCCGCUGAGUCAUCUGUACUCAACUUCAACCAUGGAAUGGCAUCAUUUUAAACAAGGAGUUUUCAUCUUGGAGACGGCUGGUCAUAAUAUUUUAAAUGCACUCUCCGCGAAGCAGUACAAGUAUAUGUUGGAACUUAUGGAAGACGCGAUCUUGGCAACGGACCUAAUGCUGUUUUUCGAUAACAGAGCAAAACUCGACGACAUUGUCACGAAUGGAAAAUUCUCUUGGAGUAUACCAGAUCACAAGCGGCUUGUUCGUAGGCUGUUGAUGACCGCGUGUGACUUGUCUGCCGCUGCCAAGCCAUGGUACAUUCACAUCAAUUCAGUCAAGAGGGUGUUUGAAGAGUUCUAUCGACAAGGAGAUGAAGAAAAGCUUAUGGGACUGACUCCUGUGCCAAUGAUGGAUCGAGCAAGAAAGAGCGAACUUCCUGAAAAUCAGGUCUCGUUUCUCAAGGGCAUCGUUAAACCCUGUUAUUCAACACUUAUUAGUGUCCUUCCUAUGAUGGAAUCAAUAAUGGCCUCCAUUGAUUUAAAUUUGACCUCAUGGGAAAAUCGUCUAAGACAAAAACAGAUGCACCCGCCUGGUUCCGGUGGACGUCAACUGCCUGAUGGAACAGACGUGAGGGAGUCUGUAUCUUUCUUUGAUUACUAAUCAUAAAUCCUUUCAAAAGUAUUUGUUAAUUAAAUUCCAAAAAAAAUAUCAGUGAAAAGA